AUGGCCUCAAGAAUGCUGACCCUAGGUCUAUGUGCUCUCAUCGGGUCCGUUAUUGCACACGGACAUCACGGCGAGGAAGAACACACUCCAGAGCCCUUCAUCGGCUGGACGAGAGAAGAUCUAGAUGCCAAAUGGGGGACGGACUGGGGAUUCAGUGGCAUCUCGACUUUUGCUCACCUCGAGCACCAACGCUGUCUGCAGUACCCCGAUACCGAAUACGACAUUGCUAUCCUAGGGGCUCCAUUCGAUACAGCGGUCACAUAUCGUCCCGGUGCGAGAUUUGGCCCCAAAGCUAUUCGCUCAGCAAGCGCGAGACAGACUGCUUUCCGAGGUUACAAUCCUCGUGCAAACUUGAACCCCUAUACCAACUGGGCGAAGAUCAUAGAUUGUGGCGAUAUUCCUAUAACGCCCUUUGACAACGCGCUUGCCCUCAGGCAGAUGACGGAAGCCUUCACUAACUUGGCCUACUCCAAAGCCCCAAAGAUCAAUGCAGAGUCCACAACUCCAUAUCGCAGGACCCCAAAACUAGUGACGCUAGGUGGAGAUCAUUCAAUCGCUCUGCCAACGCUUCGCGCUCUCAAUAGGAUAUAUGGAAGUGUAGCCGUCGUGCAUUUCGACGCGCACUUGGAUACUUGGCAUCCUGCAAAGUACCCAUCGGCAUGGCUUGAUGACGAUCUCACCGAAUAUCAGCAGAGCUUCUUCACGCAUGGCACCAUGUUCUGGGUGGCACACAACGAAUCUCUUCUUCUACCGAGCAAAUCCGUACACGCAGGCCUAAGAACCAGACUCUCUGGAGUCGAAGAUUACGAAGACGACGAUGCACAGGGCUGGUCACGUUUCUCCGCAGAUGACAUGGACGACAUUGGCGCCAAAGGCAUUGCUGAGAGGAUCAUCAAGCACGUCGGUACCGACACUCCCGUCUAUCUUUCCAUUGACAUUGAUGUCAUUGAUCCCGGUCUUGCUCCUGGAACUGGUACCCCUGAGCCCGGUGGCUGGACGACUCGAGAACUGAUUCGAGUUCUCAGAGGUAUCGAGGGGUUGAAUGUUGUUGGUGCGGACGUGGUAGAGGUCUCGCCGAGUUAUGAUGGCAGUGGAGAGACCACAGCUUUGGCGGCUGCGCAAGUUGCCUUUGAAAUCCUGACGAGCAUGGUCAAGCGAGGGUUGAGCAGCACUGGGAAAGAGGACAACAUCAAGCAGGAGCUGUGA
Ramularia collo-cygni is the source of this 1206-nucleotide messenger RNA. RefSeq names its product related to agmatinase. The transcript has 4 exons. NCBI's taxonomy places the organism in Eukaryota, Fungi, Ascomycota, Dothideomycetes, Mycosphaerellales, Mycosphaerellaceae. Gene Ontology annotation, molecular function: agmatinase activity; metal ion binding. The record is from RefSeq and is a predicted model, not a curated record. Bases 1 to 1206 code for a protein of 401 amino acids.